Anguilla rostrata (American eel) is the source of this 1188-nucleotide messenger RNA. It is a transcript of the gene ociad1, whose product is annotated as OCIA domain containing 1. NCBI's taxonomy places the organism in Eukaryota, Metazoa, Chordata, Actinopteri, Anguilliformes, Anguillidae. Gene Ontology annotation, cellular component: endosome. The record is from RefSeq and is a predicted model, not a curated record. Bases 174 to 998 code for a protein of 274 amino acids. The transcript has 8 exons.
UUGAGCAAGUGCAUCCGGGGUAAUCGGGGUAGUUCGUCUGGAGGUCAUUUGCGACGUGUGUUGUUUUAUAUAGUCCUGUGUUCUUGGAGGUGUAUUUUGUGACUCGCCCCAUUGGAUUAUUAUUCUAUGGGUUUCUGAGAAAUCUCUGUUAUAGCCACAACACACCGUUGAGGAUGUCUCAGGCGUCUUCGGGAUUCCCGCAACACGGGGUUUCACCUCAGAGUCCAGUAGACAUGGGUUAUGUUCCCACGGACGAGGAGAAGAGAGUCUUCCGGGAGUGCAGCCUGGAGAGCUUCUGGUACAGAUCUGUGCCAUUUUCCGCACUGGGCAUGGCCAUCACCCAGGCGCUCGUUUCCAGAGGCGUCCUGACGUCAUCCAGCAGGUUUGGCUCUCUUCCCAAAGUGGCCUUUGCUGGGUUGUGUGGGUAUAUGGCAGGGAAGAUCUCCUAUGUGAAGACUUGCCAAGAGAAGUUUAAGAACCUGGAAAACUCCCCUCUGGGAGAAGCACUUCGACAGGGACGCCAAUACCAGCCACCAGGGAUUUCUCCUCCGAGCCAAUCAGAGUUUGAGGACGGCAGCCAGCAGCAGCACGAGCCUGUCUUCCAGCUCCCAGCCGAGCAGCGUGGACCCAGCCAAUCAUACGCCGACUUCUCCUACAGUGACUCCACCUACCAACCCGCCUUCAGCUCUGUGAACGCUGACUCCGCCUUCCCCUCCGCCCCUUUCAGUUCUGCCCUCAGUGAGUCCGCCGCGCUACUCCCUGCCGAAUACCCCACCCCCUCCCCCAUAGCCCCGCCCUACUUAGAGGAGGAGAAAUCAAAGAAGAAGAGCAUCUUCUACGAGGAGCUUCGCAGCAAGAACAGAGAGAACUACGAGGUCACCAUGACACAGAAGGCUGAGACACUGCUCAAACCAACGCCUGGGGGCGCCACGCCCAACAGAGCCACGCCCAGUAAGGACGUGAAGAAAAACAUCUACGGUGAUACCUGGGAAGAGUGAGAGAGUGUCUUUGGAGGGACAGAGAGAGAGAGAGAGGUGUCCUGUGACUCGUGUGCAACUGCAGGAGAAGACGGCCAUCCCUGUGGCCAGCCGCUGCUCACAUGCGUGUAUCUGUUUGUAGUGCAGAACCAUGGACUUGACACAGCUGUACAGAAUCAUUGUUAUUAAACCAAAUUGGUUUUAGCUUGCA